UUCAACACAAAAACACAAAUUCCUUCUUCAAUGGCAAUUCAAAUCCAUUUGUUUACACUUUCAUUCAUCCUCUUCUCCUUCUCAGAAGUUUACACAGUAGAAUUCGCGGUUCAAAACAAUUGCAAGUUUCCAAUUUGGCCGGGAGCCUUAACCGGUGCUGGCAGCCAAUUGUCGACCACCGGCUUCGAAAUACUCCCCGGAUCGACACUGACGGUGACCACUUCUCCGCCGUGGUCGGGUAGGUUUUGGGCUCGAACUCAUUGCUCCACAGAUGCAACUGGGAAAUUCUCUUGCGGAACCGGCGACUGUGGCAGUGGCCAAGUCACCUGCGACGGCGCCGGCGCAAUUCCGCCGGCAAGCCUGCUUGAAUUCACCAUAGCACCAAACGGAGGCCGAGAUUUCUUCGAUAUCAGCCUCGUCGAUGGCUUCAACUUACCGGUUUCGGUGACGCCAAUAGGCGGAUCGAGUGAAUGCAAAUCGGUAAUUUGUGCGGGAAAUGUGAAUGGGGUUUGUCCGCCGGAGUUAGCCGUUAAAGGGCAGGGUGGCGGUGUGAUUGCUUGUAAAAGUGCUUGUUUGGGUUUGAAUCGGCCGGAAUAUUGCUGCAGCGGCGGCUACGAUCAGCCGCAAACCUGUCCGCCGACGAAUUAUUCAAAGAUAUUCAAAAAUGAGUGCCCUGAUGCUUAUAGCUACGCCUACGAUGAUAAAACUAGCACGUUCACCUGCACGGGCGGAGCCAAUUAUGGCAUCACUUUCUGUCCUUGAUGGGUCCCACCAAGAAAUGUAAUUUACUUACUUUUUUUUUUAAUAAUUUAAAUGAUGAAAUAAAAUUAUUAAAAUUACACUAUAAUAAUACCUAAUUAUACUCCAAAUAUUGGUUUGUGAUAUCCUACAUUGGUUGGGGAGGAGAAUGAGGAAACCUUUCACUAGCAUAUGUUUUUUAAAGUUUUGAGGGAAAGUUGAAAGGGAAAGCCGAAAGAGAAUAAUAUCUACUGGCUGUAGGUUUUGGACCGUUACAAACAGUAUCAAAGCCAGACAUCGGGCGAUGUGCCAACGAGGAGGCUAUUCCCCGAAGGGAGUAGACACGAGGCGGUGUACCGGUAAGGACGCUAGGUUCCGAAGGGGGAUGGAUUUAGUGGCGGUCCCAUAUUGCGAUUGGAGAAAGGAACGAAUGUCAGCGAGGAAACUGGGCCCUAAAGAGGGUGAAUUGUGAUAUCUUACAUUGGUUGGAGAGAAAACAAAACACACAUAUAGGGUGUGAAAAUGUUUCCUUAGUUGAGAAAACAAUAUCUACUAUCAGUAGACUUGAGAAGUUACAAUUAGUCUGACUUACCUUCUCUAUGGCCACCUUAACCUCUAACCUCCUCACCUGAACCCCAAACUUCUCCUCUCCACCUUCAUUCA
Messenger RNA from Cucurbita maxima (winter squash), 1401 nucleotides. RefSeq names its product thaumatin-like protein 1. The transcript is spliced from 2 exons. The record is from RefSeq and is a predicted model, not a curated record. Gene Ontology annotation, biological process: defense response. The coding region runs from base 31 to 762 and encodes 243 amino acids. NCBI's taxonomy places the organism in Eukaryota, Viridiplantae, Streptophyta, Magnoliopsida, Cucurbitales, Cucurbitaceae. Gene Ontology annotation, cellular component: extracellular region.